Messenger RNA from Paramuricea clavata, 676 nucleotides. Lineage: Eukaryota; Metazoa; Cnidaria; Anthozoa; Malacalcyonacea; Plexauridae. The record is from the annotation of a GenBank genome assembly.
GUAUACUUGGUAGCGUUACAGUUGAUAGAAUAUUGCACAGACAUUGGAAAAUUGUUCCGUUUGAAUUCAAAAGUGAUUUUGUUAACAAACUGGUAGAAAGGUAGGUGUAUAUACGAGUGCUUAUUAUACCUGUGAAGAUAGCUUUUGUCUGGCGUAGUCGACUCACUCCGUUACCGUGCGAAUCAGCGAAGGGAAAACUGUCUAUAAUAUAAUAACGCGAGCUUAAAGCCGGUUUUCCACUAGCGAAUUUUCUUGCGCGAAGCGACCUUUUUCCUUUGUCGGUAUCACUUAUUACGUCAGCAAGACGUGGCAAAAUGGAUAGCCGACAAAGGAAAAAGGUCGCUUCGGUCGCGUCGAAUGCAAUUAAGACAAUAGAUAAUGAAGCUGAGGUUUAUCAAUGAGGAGACUGGAUUAAAAAUUGUGUUUGUGUCAGUUUGUGGUAUAAUCUUCAACACAUAUGACAAAACUUGAUUUUUAAUUUUUUGCGUCCUUUACGAGCGCUAUGAUGCAAAACCACGUUAACCACCAAAAUGCAUUUAAAACUAUAUAGUUAUCUCUUUACAGUGACAGUGGGUGGAUGGAAGAGUCUCCUCGUACAGUGUUAUCACAACCUGCUCUAUUCAAGGGUACAUUCACAGUUUCUGGAAAACCUGCCGAUACGUUUCUUGACAUUGAA